Messenger RNA from Anopheles marshallii, 810 nucleotides. RefSeq lists its product as uncharacterized. The transcript has a single exon. NCBI's taxonomy places the organism in Eukaryota, Metazoa, Arthropoda, Insecta, Diptera, Culicidae. Bases 1 to 810 code for a protein of 269 amino acids. The record is from RefSeq and is a predicted model, not a curated record.
AUGAGCGAUAAUACAGCACGGAAUUUAAGCAGCUCAGGUGGAGGUGGAACGGCAAGCGGUGGUGGUGGAAGUCAUCUGACACCGGGUGGAGCGGCUGGCGGUGGACUUGCCGGUGGGCUACAGCACGAGGGCAGCACGGAAGACAUUGAGCGGCAGCUGGAGGCACUCGAUCAGGAAAGCGAUUCGGAUUCUGAAUCGUUGGAGGAGCUGGAAGCGUGCGAAAACAUUGAAGUUGUGAAUCCGGAUCAAACGGCACCGGCAUUGGACGUUACGAUACGCUACACGAUCUGUCUAUUCUGUAAGAAGCCGUUCCAACUGAAGAAGGAACUGAAGAAGCAUCUGUUCGAGCACAUGAAGAAUCUGAAACCGAUGAAGGAGAAAAAGAUUGUGGAGAAAAAGUUCAAAUGUCACAAAUGCUUCAAAACGUACACGGAGAAGGCACGGGCCGAGAAGCACAUGACCAAGUGCAAGAAGGUGUCGAAACUGCUGCUGGACAUGAGCAAUGCGGGCGACGGUCGGAUAAUGGGUGGCAGCGAGUAUGAUGCGGCCGUCGCGGAAAGGAGUAACAAGAGUAGCAUGAAGAGUGGUGGCAAAUUUCGCGAGCCUACCUCACCGCGAUCGCUCGUGUUCGAUCCGGAUGCAGCGGCGGACAGCGACGAACGCUGGUCGUCGUCGGCCGAUGAGCGAAGAGAACGGAACCAGGUGGUACACUUCGACGAACGAACCACCAAAGGUGGCGGUGGUCCGGGAAGUUCGGAUGAAUCGCCUACCUCGCCCGGUACCGGUGGACACUUUCAGAAGUGUUCGUAG